GUAUUAUGAAACAAUAGUAACAUGAAAAAUAAUAAUAAGUGAAAUAGGAAGAGAACAGUUAGAAACAAAAUAUUUAAGUACAACAUUUCAAAUUAUUUGUUUAGUAUUUGCAGAAAUAAUAACUUCUCUCCAUUAUCUAGCAAUGUCAAUAGUAAUAAUAACCAAUUUAACAAACAUCGUAUAAUAUUUAAAUAAUCAUUUAGCAAGUCUCCUACUUUAAUUGAAGUUUAAAAUUAAGUCACAUCAUACUUUUAGAAAAUUAUACUAUAGAAACAAACAAUCAAUUUAAAUAAUGUAUUGGAAUAGUAAUUACCAUACUUUUUAUAAAUAAUGGGGAAUCUCAUCAUUUAUGGAUUAGAAAAUUGUCCAGGAGAAAAGGAAAUUGUGUAAGAGAUGAUAUCAUAAUAUAAAUCCAAUCCACUUAAAAUAACAAUGAGCUGUUCUUUAUUCUAAACAAUAGGACUCUUGUUUCGUUCCUAAUUAGUGUAUUAUGAUUAAUGUAAUGAAUUAAAUACUAAUUUAAGGUACAAAAUAUCUUGCCAAUUUUUUGUUAUUCCGUGAUGACUUUUGUGACAUCUUCUUUAAUACAUUAUAUUGUUAUUAAAUUUCAUAAGGUUAAACAUUUAGUCAAUAAAUUGGAUUUACAUAGAUUAAUCAAAUGAUUAAAAAAACAUAAGAUGAUGUAUGGACAGCAUUUAUAUUCAAAAUGCUUAGUUAACAAUAAUAAAAAAUGACUAAAGAUAUUUUCUUAUUACAAUUCAAUUAAUACACUGUAUCUAUGAAUAAUUUCUUUACUAAAAGCAAUUUAAUUAUGGAUUUAGUUGCUUAAAGUGUAAAAUAGACUUCAAAAUUACAUAAUGAUCAAAUAUUUUAAGAAGUAAUUUAUUUACUAAAAUAUAGUAUUUGUUAAUUAUGGGAAGUUUUAAAGCUACAACAUAAGAUUUUUUAAAGAAGGCUACUUAAGUAUUCUUUGAAGAAUCUAAUGAUCUUGAUUUAUUAUAAUUUAGCAGUAACAUAAUAAAAAUUCAUAAAUAAAUGAAUUGUUAAAUAUUAUUCAUAUUACCUAUGUUAUUUUUAUUAGAAAGUUAAUACUUAGAUCAUCUAGUUUAGAAUGGAAUUGAAGAAUAGUAACCAGUUAAAAAUAGUUCAAAUUAUUAUUUAAAGAUGAUUGAGAAAUUAAAAAAUAAAUGUGUAUAUAAUGGUGAAGAAGAAUGUAAUUGUAAAAAAUGUUAAUGGUAUUUAAUUCUUUAGAUAAAAUAGUAUUAGAAGAAAUAGAAACUCAGCAAAAGAAUCUUAAAAAAAGAAGAGAGAAGCAUUAGAAAAGAUAGGUCCUUUAUAAGAUGAGUAUGAUAAAAUUUAAAAGAAAGUAUAAAUAUAUAAUACUUUUAGGUAUAAUCACUUGAAAAAGAAAAUCAAGUUAUUACACAAUUAUUACUUGAUGUAUUUAGACACCCAUCUCUAGAAAAAUUGGCAUCCUAAUUCAUAGAACCACUUACUAAAAUUAUAGCUGAUUAAGAAUCCUAUAAUAUUGAUGAAUGUUGA
Messenger RNA from Paramecium pentaurelia, 1542 nucleotides. NCBI's taxonomy places the organism in Eukaryota, Ciliophora, Oligohymenophorea, Peniculida, Parameciidae. The record is from the annotation of a GenBank genome assembly.